GCCAAAAAUCCUCAACAUGGCGGAUCCAGCCCUAAGUGUUCUGGCCAAACGGCUCUGUUCUUUCCAUCCGUACGUGUGCAGACUAUUAACCUUUAUUUUUAAAUUAAAAAGAGAUUUAUUAGGCGGCACAAAAUGAAAGUAGGAUGCACACAGCUAGAAAAACAGUUAACCUGUUGUGACAGAACGGCUCAAUAUUUUUAUUAAAGACCAAUUGAGAAAAUAUUUUAGCCCUAAAUGAGUAAAAUGCAAUCAUAAAAUAAAUUGUCCCCAAAAUUCUACAUAGCCUUUAAAGGGAAGAUCACACAAAAAGUAGCUAAUAAAUCCAAGUGCAGGGGGACAGACUGACGAGACCCCUGGCAUGUUUGUAAACCACUCCAUUGUCUUCUAUAGGACUGAUUAAGCAUAAUCUAUGCUGUGGCGGCCCCUUAUCUUUUUGGCUGCUAGCGUCAGGCCCUCAGUAAUCCAAUAUUUAUCGCCUGUCUUUUAAUAUGAUGCUUUGUGGGGAAAUACCUUUAAAGGGGUUGUCUGUUAUUUUUUUUUGUUCUUUGUAUGUUUCUAACUGAGCAAAUGAGGGGGUUUCGACUGACUCACUUCAUUUACAAUGGCCCUGUUCUCCUAGUUAGCUGAGAGUCACAUGACCUGUGAUGUCAGUCUUUCCCUGCUAUGAUGAGGUGAGGGAGGAGGUCUGCCUCUGUGCAUGGAACCUCACUGUGAAGGCUGUUCUGGUUGGAGCCACAAGCCCCGCCCCCUGUACUGCCAGAUCUGCUGGCUGAGCUGCCUGCCCUGUGUCUCCCCUCCCACUGGAUUCCUCAGCAAAGUUUAACCCCUUCUACCAUCAGCAGCACAGACUCAGGGUUAGAGGCUCUGCCUCAGGUACUGAGCAGCUGCAGGGUUUCCUCCUAUCCAAGCACUGAAGAGACAAAUGCUGUGCAUAGGAUCUUCCCUCCCUCCUCACCUUACAGACACAGAACUGACAGACCGGAGGAGUUCUCUCCUCUACACUCUUCUGCUGUCUGCAGAGCAUUGCACAAGAACAGGCUCAUGAAGCUUCGCACCACCACCACCACCAUCAUCAUCAUCAUCAACAGCAGGCUGCCCAAAAUAGCCUGUUACCCCUCUUGGGAGCUCCGGUUGAACCUCCUGAUCAAAAGCCUAUGCUACCUAUACCUAUAACACAGAAACCUCAGCCGCAACCCUCUUCUGAACCUAUAAAAGAACCAGUUGUAGUAAAAAAAGAAAAACCCAAAACUUCCUUUAUUUGUACAUAUUGCAGCAAAGCCUUUAGAGACAGUUACCAUUUAAGACGCCAUGAGUCCUGCCAUACAGGAAUUAAGCUGGUGUCACGGCCAAAGAAAACACAGACUGCUCCGGUCGUGCCACUUAUAUCUACUAUUGCUGGAGACAAUAGCAGAACAUCCUUGGUUUCCACCAUUGCAGGCAUACUGUCGACUGUUACAACAUCAUCUUCAACUACAAUUCCUAGUGCCAGCACCAGCAUCCCGACUAUGCCCGUCACUCAGCCAGUGAAGAAGCCGAGCAAACCUGUUAAGAAAAACCACGCAUGUGAAAUGUGUGGGAAGGCAUUUCGGGAUGUUUAUCACUUAAAUAGACACAAGUUGUCCCAUUCAGAUGAGAAGCCUUUUGAGUGCCCAGUCUGCAAUCAGCGCUUCAAAAGAAAGGACCGAAUGACCUAUCAUGUCAGAUCUCAUGAAGGAGGGAUUACCAAGCCCUAUACAUGUAGUGUUUGUGGGAAAGGUUUUUCAAGACCCGACCAUUUGAGUUGUCAUGUCAAGCAUGUUCAUUCUACAGAAAGACCCUUCAAAUGCCAAACGUGUACUGCUGCCUUUGCUACAAAAGACAGGCUAAGAACACACAUGGUGCGCCAUGAAGGGAAGGUUUCAUGCAACGUGUGCGGCAAGCUUCUUAGUCCAGCCUACAUCACCAGUCACCUAAAGACGCAUGGCCAAAGUCAAAGUAUUAACUGUAAUACUUGUAAGCAAGGUAAAAAGUUUCAAGGAAUCUCUGCUCACCGUGGCACGCCGUCAGCUCUCCAUACACCGUGGUUCCCUGAUAGAGCCGGACAACUUCAUGAACUUCAAACUCCAGUUCAUUGUAGAAUCAAAUAUGAAGCUCCAGACUCGCUCUAUUGUGCUGUGGAUCAGAAUCAUAGGACCUUUUCAAUAGAUACAAGCAACAUGUGCCAAACUUCUACUGCACCUCAGACAUCUGUAACACUUACUUCUCCCUUCAAUAUUACAUCCUCCGUGGCAGCAUCAGGAACCCUGACCAACCCAGUAACAGUUGCAGCAGCCAUGAGUAUGAGGAGUCCUGUCAAUGUCUCAAGUCCUGUUAACAUCACUUCAUCUAUGAAUCUGGGGCAUCCAGUGACUAUAACUACACCAAUAUCAAUGACUUCACCUUUGUCUUUGACAUCACCGGUUAAUUUGCCUACGUCGGUCACUGCUCCAGUUAAUAUAGCACACCCAGUCACUAUAACCAGCCCUAUGAAUCUCCCAACUUCAAUGACUUUAGCUGCCCCAUUAAAUAUAGCUAUGAGGCCGGUGGAGAGUAUGCCAUUCUUAUCUCAAGCGCUACCUUCUACAUCACCUUGGUAAAGUAAAAUGGAUUUAUAGAUAAAUUUACAGCAGUAUUAUCGAGUUGUUCUGUAGUUCUCUACAAGCAACUUGUUUCUGAUAUAAGAAGGAGAUACAAUUUCAUUGCUCAUUUUUUAGUAUUUGGGAUUUGUUUGUCCUGGACCACAUCCACUUAGAGGAGAGGGAUAAACUAUAACUGAAGACUGAAUAUCGGCUAGAAGACUGUUUGACUGAUUUAAAACAAUAUUAGUAUUUUACCUGUUUUUUAAUGAUUUUAAUAACACUAGCAAGAUUUCUUUUUUUAUUAUUUGUAUACCAAUGAAUUGGAUACAUUCUUCUUUUUCUUUUCUUUUUUAAUCCCUUUCUUUUUGGGAGUGAUGUUCGUUCAGGCACCUUGUGUGCGAUUUUUUUAACUGUUAAUAUUCCAAGUAAUUGAAACCUGCAGAUUGCACAGUAAAUGUCUUCAUAUUAAUCUGCCUUUCACAGUGAUGAAUCACGUUUGCAAACAGUAUUCCAUAGGAAGAUGGAAGUACCCUACACUGGCAGGAAGGCAGAUACAAACAAAUCUGGUCUGUCUCACAUUGAGUGAAUGCCCAGGUUUAUACGCAAACAGUUCUAAAACAAGCAAAAAUACCAAGAAGCUUUUCCCUUUUGCUUCCUGAAUCCUCAGCAUUUGGAAUGUAAACAUUAUUUCCGUGUUUAACCUGAAGGGAAUAUUUGAUCGAGAUUAUUGGCAAAGAACAACAAAAUAGAGGCAUCUUCACAAAUUGCAAAGACUAUAGAUUCAGUAUGAAAUGGUUAUGGUGGUGUGCUUCCAAAGCUGGUGGUUCCAUCAUAUUCCCUCAGGAUGUUCUCCUCUGAAGCGUUGCUACCAUCCUUCGCUGAGGUGUCCAUUAUAGCACUAAACAGCACAUUAACCAGCAUGAAACAAACAUACGGAAUGCCUGUCAUCUGAAAAUGAAACACAAAAAUUGGGUGUAGAAGCACAAGAACUGAAUGUGUUAAUCUUUACCCAUUUGGAUUGCUGAUGGGUCAGAAAGUUGAGAAGGAACUGUUGUCUUCUAUUAAAAUUGUAUACAGUUUGAUUUUUCUAACCACUAACUAGGUAGUGAGCCCUACAAGACAAACCAAGAUUAUAUUGAGAUAUAUUUGUGGUUUUUGUUUUGAGUUCCCUUUUUCUUUCUCCCCCUUAUGAAAUUUCUUAAUUGUGUGCUGUAGAAAUCUGUGUUCGGUGUGUAAAUAUGUUAGCAUUUUUUAUAUCCAGAUCCUUGUUCUUGCUAGUAUUAUUCUUUUAGCGAAAGUGGGAUAUUGCAUAUUUGGGCCUGUUCCCAAUAGCACUUGCUUUUUGGUCAGAUUACACACUUAAGAACACCUCAUUCAUUACUUAUAGCUAUAUUUUUUUAUUUUUUACUUUAUUCCUCAUCCGACAUGUUACCCAAACCGUAGUCAACCAAAACAAGAUUUCUACUUUUAGAGCAUCAUGUGAACUGAACUUUUUUUUCUCAUUAUAGAUAUGCAUUAAAUUCUUAAAUUGCUGUAGAUACUAGCAAACACAUUUUAUAAUCAAUGUGUUGCAGACUGUUCCAGCCAUUCAGUUUAGCGAUACUUAAAAAAAAAAAAAAGAGAAAACUCUACAUUUACUUUUUUAUCAGAUUGAGAGUAAUUUUUAUUUAUACAUUUCAACCUAUUUUCUGCUGCAUGAAUUAUUUUAUACCAGCAGAUAAUGAGGACAAUGGAUUAAGUAGAUCACGUAUUCUAAAAAUAAAGGCCUAUUCAGCCAUUGCAGUACAAAAAAUGGCAUGCUUUAAAAGAGGACACUUCUCAUAUGAGAAGCCUUUGGAUAGAAAAUUACAGACAGUGUGGGGGCUAUAUACAAUAAAUAGAAUUCAGUGUAAAAAUAUUUUAUAACUGAUCUUUUAUAUUGUAGGACAUAAACUGUACAUCUUUUGUAUAUACAAAAGCUUAGGUACUUUCUGUUUAGCAGAAAGCAACCACAUUCCUACACUUUUAAUGUAUAUGUUUGUUAUAUUGUCUGUGUAAACACAUGCCCCUUGUUUGUGCCUUUUUAAUUAGUUUGUCUCAAUAAACAAAAUGUAGAGAGUUUUCUCA
Molecule: messenger RNA, 4703 nt
Organism: Bufo gargarizans (Asiatic toad)
Lineage: Eukaryota; Metazoa; Chordata; Amphibia; Anura; Bufonidae
Gene: VEZF1
Product: vascular endothelial zinc finger 1
Exons: 8
Coding region: 1155-2615 (486 amino acids)
Biological process (GO): regulation of transcription by RNA polymerase II
Cellular component (GO): nucleus
Molecular function (GO): DNA-binding transcription factor activity, RNA polymerase II-specific; RNA polymerase II transcription regulatory region sequence-specific DNA binding
Source: RefSeq, a predicted model, not a curated record